Molecule: messenger RNA, 894 nt
Organism: Fusarium falciforme
Lineage: Eukaryota; Fungi; Ascomycota; Sordariomycetes; Hypocreales; Nectriaceae
Exons: 3
Coding region: 1-894 (297 amino acids)
Cellular component (GO): cytoplasm
Molecular function (GO): sphingomyelin phosphodiesterase activity
Source: RefSeq, a predicted model, not a curated record
AUGUCUCUCCGGUCUCUUCCCUCGCAGCUCCUGACUGUCGCUCUGUGCUUGAGCGGCCUGUCAUCCGGUCAAGCGACUGGCAAAUUCGACCUCUUGACAUACAACGUGGCCGGACUCCCUCCCAUUUUCAACAACAACGAGGUCCCAGGGGACAAGGGCACCAACGCCAACACUAUCGGCUCUGUUCUUGCCAAGCAGGCGUACGAUGUAGUUCAUAUGCAGGAAGACUUCAACUAUCAUGCCUACAUCUACAAAACCGAUAACCAUCCCCACCGCACUCCGACAUCUGGGGGUGUUCCGUUCGGCGAUGGCUUGAACACUGUCGCCAACUAUAACUGGGCCAACUUUGCCCGGAAGAAGUGGAACAAAUGCAACCUGAAUUCUGGUGACUGCUUGACCCCCAAGGGAUUCACCUAUAUGCGUAUGACCAUCGAUGGUAUCGAAGUUGACCUGUACAACCUCCACGCUGAUGCCGGGUCUGACAAGGGCGAUAUCGAUGCCCGCUCUGCUGGCAUUGACCAAAUUCUUGCCUGGGUCAACUCCAACUCCAAGGGGAAGCCUGUCAUUAUUGCUGGUGAUACCAAUGAUAGGUGGACCAACUCUGGGCGCAGCAUUAACAAGCUGACCGACGCCGGUUUUACCGACAGCUGGGUCCAGCUCAUCCGGAGCGGCUCGUACCCCCAGGCUGGUGCUCCUGCAGAUCCUUGCAAGGUGCCGGCAGCAGACAACAAGUGCGAGAUUGUCGACAAAGUCUUCUACCGUUCUGGUGACUCAGUCAAGCUCACAGCCACUUCAUUCAACUACGCAUCCAAGGUUUUUGUUCAGCCUGAUGGAAACAUCUUGUCUGAUCAUAACCCUAUUCAUGUUGAGUUCUCCUGGUCAUCCGGUGUUUAG